CCUCCUGCGCUAGCUCCUCCCAGGCGGCCAUUGGCUCCAGCCCCCACCCAGCAUUGAUUGGGCUCCGUUCUGAACUGUGGAGAGUCGCUGAGUGUCACUGGGGGCAAAGGGGCGAGUGAGGCCAUUCUCCCGCAUUGUGGGCGGAGGAGGCAGAGUCCGGACACCAGAGGGGCUUCCGGAGGCUUGGAAGCGAGCAUCCAUCCGCACCUGAACUUGAGACCCGGUGGAGCCCAUCAUGGCGCUGCUCGCCCUGCUGGCAUCGUUGCUCCUCUUUGGGGCCAAGGCGGCCAAUGAAGAACGCGACAUCCACGACUUCUGCCGAGUUCCAAAGGUGGUGGGGAGAUGCCUGGCCUCCCUCCACAGGUGGUGGUACAAUGCCACCUGCCGAUCCUGCCAGCAGUUUGUAUAUGGAGGCUGCGGUAGGAACGGCAAUAACUACCUGACCAAGGAGCAGUGUCUGGAGAAGUGUGCUGAUAUCCCAGGGAACACCAUGGACAAUGCGGCCACCAGCAGGAACCCGGCAGAUUCCUCUGGCCCAAGUGUCCCCAGAAGGCAGGGUUUUGAUGGCCCCUCCAGCGAUAUUUUCAACUACAAAGAAUACUGCGCUGCCAGGGUGGCCACCGGGCCUUGCCACGCAUCCUUACCACGCUGGUACUUUGAUGCCAAGAACAACUCCUGUGAUCGAUUUAUCUAUGGAGGGUGCUGGGGCAAUAGAAACAACUACCUCUCCCAGGAGGCUUGCAUGAGCAGCUGCCUUGGCCCGUGGUCCUACCCGGCCCCGCCCCACAGCAUCACCAAGGACCUGGCAGAGCUGUUCGAGGUGAUCCUCCUCCUCUUGGUGUGUUACGGGCUGCUCUACCUGGUUGUGAUGGGGUGGGUGGAGUUUGACCUCACCUUCUGCAGCUCCAAGGACGAUGAGGACCCCCUCUUGAUGAAGAAAACCUGGAGAAGGGGUGGGCAGAGAGCUGCAGAAAGCCCAUAUGCUGUUUAAAAUAGAUGGAUUUGUGUUGUGAUCA
This is a messenger RNA of Eptesicus fuscus (big brown bat), 1016 nucleotides long. Its product is annotated as kunitz-type protease inhibitor 2-like. NCBI's taxonomy places the organism in Eukaryota, Metazoa, Chordata, Mammalia, Chiroptera, Vespertilionidae. The record is from RefSeq and is a predicted model, not a curated record. Gene Ontology annotation, molecular function: serine-type endopeptidase inhibitor activity. The transcript has a single exon. The coding region runs from base 236 to 991 and encodes 251 amino acids.